GGUAACGGGGGGGAGAUGGCAUCUGGCACCGCGCUGGUGGCACGGGGCUGCGACGCUCUGCGGCAUGACCGGCCUCGUGCCACCAAAGCUCUGGCCGGGACGUCACCCGUGGGGUCACCAGACCCGUGUCACCAACGGAACCUGCUGUCACCACCAACUGGACCUGUGUCACCGAUGGAACCUGCUGUCACCAACCAGACCCAUGUCACCAACAGAACCCAUUGUCACCGACAGAACCUGCUGUCACCACCCAGACCCGUGUCACCAAUGGAACCUGCUGUCACCAUCAACUGGACACAUGUCACUGAUGGAACCUGCUGUCGCCAUCAACCAGACACAUGUCACCAACGGAACCUGCUGUCACCAUCAACCGGACCCGUGUCACCAACCAGACCCAUUUCACCAACGGAACCUGCUGUCACCAACCAGACCCGUGCCACCGACGGGACUUGGUGUCACCGACAGCACAAGGUAUCGUCGAACAGACCCACUGUCACCGACGGGACUCGGUGUCACCAACAGGACAAGGUGUCACCGACAGGACAAGGUAUCAUCGAACAGACCCAGUGUCACCGACGGGACCCGGUGUCACCGACAGGACAAGGUAUCACCGAACAGACCCCCUGUCACCGACGGGACUCGGUGUCACCAACGGGACUCGGUGUCACCAACGGGACAAGGUAUCACCGAACAGACCCAGUGUCACCGACGGGACCCGGUGUCACCGACAGCACAAGGUAUCGUCGAACAGACCCACUGUCACCGACGGAACUCGGUGUCACCGACAGGACAAGGUGUCACCGACAGGACAAGGUAUCACCGAACAGACCCACUGUCACCGAUGGGACUCGGUGUCACCGACAGGACAAGGUGUCAUUGAACAGACCCGGUGUCACCGACAGGACAAGGUGUCACCGAACAGACCCACUGUCACCGAGGGGACUCGGUGUCACCAUUGGGACCGGCAGCCCCGGUUGUGCCGGGUUUUGCCGCGGGAGCCUCUUGGCCCUGACCUGCCCCCGGUGCCUUCGCCGCCCUCGCGGCCGCUUCACCUAUAAAAGGUGGAAAAGCCUCCCCCCUGCUUCAGCCUCCGUUCGUCAGCGCCAGCCUCGUUAGUGUUAAUUAAGCUGCCGGUGGGAGGGGACGUGCAGUGCGUGGUGCGGUUUUUCCCAGCAAGCAGGCAGCAAAACUUUGGCAGACCCCCCAAGAAUUAAGCAUUUUAGGGUUUUUUUUUUUUCCUCUCUUUUUAUUUGUGAUAAACCCGAACACUAACAGCAA
This is a messenger RNA of Calidris pugnax (ruff), 1278 nucleotides long. RefSeq lists its product as uncharacterized. NCBI's taxonomy places the organism in Eukaryota, Metazoa, Chordata, Aves, Charadriiformes, Scolopacidae. The transcript is spliced from 2 exons. The record is from RefSeq and is a predicted model, not a curated record. Bases 16 to 1116 code for a protein of 366 amino acids.